Molecule: messenger RNA, 3527 nt
Organism: Motacilla alba alba
Lineage: Eukaryota; Metazoa; Chordata; Aves; Passeriformes; Motacillidae
Gene: PTPRR
Product: protein tyrosine phosphatase receptor type R
Exons: 13
Coding region: 805-2406 (533 amino acids)
Biological process (GO): protein dephosphorylation
Molecular function (GO): protein tyrosine phosphatase activity
Source: RefSeq, a predicted model, not a curated record
CAUCUUUUUUCAUAAAAGUGUGGCUAAGAUGUAUACUUUCACCUUUAAUCUCUUUAUCUUUGAUUAUUUUGGUUCUGCAUAAUCAGUUUAGCUGGAGGUUUGAGAAAACAUCUGUGGUGGUACAAUCAGAAGGAGUUUUGGGGGGAGCAACAAUUCAUAGAAAUGGAAUUGUAUAUUUGAAGCUCAUUGCAGAAAGGAUAUAAUUGAUGAUAAGGAAAAUGUAAGAAGCAGGUGCUUCUCUGAAUUUUUCUUAAGAAGCAGAACCUGAUCUGGCAAAUUAAGAUUUAUUGUAAUAUUCUAAAAAUAUUAUUUCAGACUCUGUUCACACAUUCCCUUUCAUGUUAGAGAUUUUCUUUUGUCCCUUUAACAUGAUGAUCUUUAUUAAAAAGCCCCUUGUAGGAUGACAUUUGUGAAUGAUCUUUGGAUUGGACAUCUGUGUUGAGUUUCCCUUUCUGGAACUCUGUCUUCCCAAGUUUUCUAGUACAAGCAGAAAACUAUUUCAGUUCAAACUACCUUUUUUACUCGGAUCAGAGGAACCUAGAAACCGUCGCCACAGUUGCAAUAUCCAGGUGGGUAAUUGCUCAGGAAAAUGAGCCAUCCAGGGGGUUCGCCUCUGGGCUCAACAAGUCGCUAUUGCCAACAGAGCAGCUGAUUCAAAAUCAUAACCUCCUUGGGGAGGUGGUUGCAAUCCAUGAUAAACACUGCAGAUGAGCAAAGGUAAAGGAUGACUGCUGUCUUACUGGGAUGUUUCAGCCCUUUCUUUUCCAAAGCAAAAGGAGCAGCUAGAGGAACACAACACUGCAAAUGGAUGUAAACAAGCUGAAUAUCACAUUGCUUCGGAUAUUUCGCCAAGGAGUGGCAGCAGCACUGGGACUGUUACCUCAGCAAGUUCAUAUCAACAGACUCAUUGGGAAGAAGAACUGUGUGGAACUGUUUGUGUCCCCACUGAACACGAAGCCAGGAAUUUCUGAGGCGCUCCCAUCGGAAGAAGUGCUGCGUUCCCUUAAUAUCAACAUUUUGCAUCAGAGUUUAUCCCAGUUUGGAAUAACAGAGGUCUCCCCUGAGAAAAAUGUUUUGCAAGGCCAGCAUGAAGCAGACAAAAUCUGGAGCAAAGAAGGAUUUUAUGCAGUUGUCAUAUUUCUCAGCAUCUUUGUCAUUCUAGUGACUUGUUUAAUGGUUCUGUACAGGUUAAAGGAGAAGAUCCAGUUGUCAUUAAGGCAGGAGAAGGAAAAGAAGCAGGAGAUCCACCUCUCACCCCUUCCCCUGCAGACAUCUCAGACUGAGUAUAAGACCAACAACAGCAUGGUCCAGCCUCAACAGGCUCCAAAGGUUAUCAAUGUUGUAGUGGACCCUCAAGGCCAGUGUGUUCCUGAGCUUAAACCUCCCCUGUGUGCCAGUCCAUCUCCUUUCAGAAUGAAACCUGUGGGACUCCAGGAAAGACGAGGAUCCAACGUCUCACUGACUUUGGAUAUGAGCAGCUUGGGAAGUGUUGAACCUUUCGUCACUGUGCCAACCCCACGAGAAAAAGUAGCAAUGGAAUACCUGCAGUCAGCUGGCCGCGUCCUGACACGGCAGCAGCUUCGAGACGCAGUUGCGUGUUCUCAUUUACUUCAGACAGAAUUCAUGGAAAUACCAAUGAAUUUUGUGGAUCCCAAAGAAAUUGACAUCCCGAGUCAUGGAACUAAAAACCGCUAUAAAACAAUUUUGCCAAAUCCUCUAAGCAGAGUGUAUUUGAAACCAAAAAAUCCAUCUGACUCCUUGAGUACCUACAUAAAUGCUAACUACAUUAGGGGAUAUGGAGGUAAAGAGAAGGCUUUCAUUGCAACUCAGGGACCCAUGAUUAAUACCGUGAAUGAUUUCUGGCAGAUGGUUUGGCAAGAAGACAGCCCUGUCAUUGUUAUGAUCACAAAGCUGAAAGAAAAAAACGAGAAAUGUGUGCUUUAUUGGCCAGAAAAAAGAGGAAUCUAUGGGAAGGUUGAAGUCCUUGUUAACAGCGUGCAAGAAUGCAAAAACUACACUGUCCGUCAGCUUACAAUAAAGCAAGGGAGUCAGUCCCGCAGUGUGAAGCACUACUGGUACACAUCCUGGCCGGACCACAAAACCCCCGACAGCGCCCAGCCUCUGCUGCAGCUCAUGCUGGACGUGGAAGAGGACAGGCUGGAGUCACUGGGCAGAGGGCCUGUCGUUGUGCACUGCAGUGCUGGUAUAGGAAGAACUGGAUGUUUUAUUGCCACAGCCAUUGGUUGUCAGCAGUUAAAGGAAGAGGGAGUUGUAGAUGCAUUGAGCAUUGUCUGCCAGCUACGAAUGGAUCGGGGUGGAAUGGUUCAGACCAGCGAGCAGUAUGAAUUUGUGCACCAUGCACUGAGUCUGUAUGAAAGCAGACUUUCUGCAGAAGCUGUCCAGUGAAGCCGAGGAGGGUAAAACCAAAUGUCAGUCUCUUGAGGUAAUUUGUUUCAUUACCUACCAGCAGCUUCUUCAAGAAGUUUACUGCAGUGGGAAAUACGGCUUUGAGGCCGACUUCUGAAAGGAUUAUGGACGGUUUGACAAAAGCACAGAGAUUGCUGGACCCUUACUAUGUAUGAAUGUAUUGCGAGCUUCCCAAAAAUGAUUUAUAAAGAAGGUACUGUACUGAAACUACACAUGGAUUUUGUGUAUGUAUUUAAAGGUGGGUUUAAUUCUGUAAUGCUGAUAUCUGCCAUAUGGAAUGUAUGUAUGUGCUACUGCUGCAGUCAGAUGGACAUUGGGACUUCUACAGAAGAAAUGUUUAACAAGUGUAUAAAAGCUUUGACGUUUGCAAACUGUCUUGUGAAUGGACUGUCAACUGUACUGUAAAGUGCUAUUACUGAUUAUGUGGUGAGCUUGUUUCUUGGCCACAUAAUAUUCUUGCUGCUAAAAUUGCAAGUGUUCAACUAUGGAUUUAAAAAAAAAGGAGAUAAUAAAAAAUUUAAAAUCUUGUUUUUGAAAAUAUUCAAAAGCAGUUAAUAUUUUAUAUGGAAAUAAAUGUUCUUCAUCCUAUUAACUAUUAAAUGUGUACUUACUGUAGGUCUUACAGAGCAGUUGCAGAGCACAAUGUCUGUUAUUCAGUGUGUAUGUAUUUACCCUAAACUGUUGAUUGUCUUAGAACAUGCUUCUGCUACAGACCUGAAUCCAGUGUAUUUGUAAAUUGUGUAAGUCAUUCUACUUUUAAAAGAAACUUUGUAGCAUAUUAAAUGGUAAGGAUUUUAAAUAUUUGUCUGUCUUUUAUUAACACAGAAAUUUUUGCAUAUGUUGUUUAUCUGCUCUAUUUCUUUCAGUAAGAGAUAGAUGCCUUUAGUGAUACGGACUCUUCCAUGACAGGUUAUACAAGAAAGAAAAUGCUGCUAUGACUGUUUCCUUUAUUGCUCAGUAAAAGUUUGUUUUUAAGAGGUAUGCAAAGUUGGCAUUAUGGCUUACAGCACUGGGAGGUCUGUUUACAGGGUGUAAUGAGUUCUUAAUGCAGUGAUGUUGACUUUGCUUCAUACUGCUAAUAAAUUACCCUUAAUAUAAAA